Cladophialophora psammophila CBS 110553 is the source of this 702-nucleotide messenger RNA. RefSeq lists its product as uncharacterized. Lineage: Eukaryota; Fungi; Ascomycota; Eurotiomycetes; Chaetothyriales; Herpotrichiellaceae. The record is from RefSeq and is a predicted model, not a curated record. Gene Ontology annotation, cellular component: intracellular anatomical structure. The coding region runs from base 1 to 702 and encodes 233 amino acids. The transcript has a single exon.
AUGUCCAUAAUCCCAAGCGACGAUACACACUACAUCCGCUCCCUCCUUUCGUCUCCACCGUCCACCGAAUCCCCAGUCAUCUCACGCACCAUCACCACCCUCCAGCUCCAAUCCCACAUUGAAGGUGGCUAUUUCCACGAAACAGACCGUGACCCCCUUCUUGUGCCCAACCCAUUCAAAAACCUUCCGCUGUUGACGAACGCCACUUCAACGGACACGUCCGACACCAGGCACGCGUCGACGACAAUUUACUAUUUCUUGAGUCCGAAAAGUCCCGUAGGGCGAUUCCAUCGCAACAGGGGACGGACAGUGCACACUCUGCACUGGGGACGAGGACGCUAUGUGAUCUUGCAUUUUGACCAGAGGGAUCCUGUGAGCGGCGAAGUCCCCGUGGAGACCUUUGUCGUAGGCAAGGAUAUUGAGAAGGGGGAGAAGCUACAGUGGAUCGUCGAGGGUGGGAAGUUCAAGGCGAGUUUUCUGCUCCCCGACGAAGAGGGCAGCGACAACAGGAGUAGCGGCCAAGGGUUAUUGAUUAGCGAGACGGUCGUUCCGGGCUUUGAUUACGCGGAUCAUGACUUUAUGACCGCCGAACGGAUGGCCGAGGCGCUGGGCAAGGAACACAGAGACGAGUUACGGUGGCUGUUGAACACGGACGAGCAGCGUCGCUUGAAGGGAUUGCUCAAGGAAAUGGCCAAAAAGUAG